This is a messenger RNA of Penicillium hordei, 516 nucleotides long. RefSeq names its product protein dprC (gene dprC). The record is from RefSeq and is a predicted model, not a curated record. Bases 1 to 516 code for a protein of 171 amino acids. The transcript has 2 exons. NCBI's taxonomy places the organism in Eukaryota, Fungi, Ascomycota, Eurotiomycetes, Eurotiales, Aspergillaceae.
AUGUCACGAGCUUACCAAAGCUACGAACACGCCGAUCCGAUCCAAGCCUCCCGCGGCGCAGUGGGUGGCGGCUCCUCAACCGGCGCCCCAGGCCUCCCGACAGGCCUGCACGAUACACGAUCCCAGUACGACGCAACCAAAGGCUACAACCCGUCUACAGGAGCUAGUUACUCGCGAUCAUCAGCAGGUGGACCAACUCAGACCCACCAGCGACCGCUCUCACCGUCGCCGUCUCGCAGCGAUGACCGGAUUGUAGGGGAUGCGCCGCUCCCGCACACAGCCAGUACAGCGCAGCGGGCGGAAAUGGAGGACUCUAGAGCUGCGCGGGCUGGUGAGGGGGUCGGAAAUAAAGCGAAGGGUGUUGCGGCGUCAGUUCAUGGUGCUGGAGAGUCAUUGCGUGGGGCAUUGAAUGCGGCUGUUGACCGGGCUUUUGGGUCUAAUGAGGGUGCUGAGCGGAAUCAGGAGAUUGCGAAUAAGGGCGCGGAGGAGAUUCGAUCUGGUCGGUUUCGGGAAUAA